AGCAGAGGCAUUUGAGUCAGGGCACACAUGCCUCAGCUGUGAGAGGCCCUACUCCCCUUAGCUGGCUGGCAUCCCAGAGCAGAGGCAGAGAGACAGAGAAGGCUGAGAGCGUGAGACUGAGGGAGAAGAGAAAGUUUAGGUGUAAAGUAGACUAGACAGAGGCAAGCAAGUGGUUGAGAAAGUCGUGUGAAGGCAAAGAGAAAGGAUCAGGAACUGAGCUUGUGCAGUGUGGCUCCUGCAGGUUGUUUUUCACUGGUGUAUUUUUAUCUGUAGUGACAGUGCAGGCGGUUUGUAUUUGGAGCUGACAGCCAUGGCGGAUACAGGUGUCAAGAAGGAGCGCACAGGCCUAGCAGAAGUGCCUUAUGAUGAUGACGAGGUAGCUCUGGUAGGUGCUGCCACAGAGCCUGCUGUGGAUGAUGAUGAUCCCUCUGAGGAGGUGGACCUGGUGCUGGCCACUGGCCCCGGAGGCAAGAGUGAAGCGCAGAUGAACGGGGUCAUGGUUCUGUCUCUGCUAGACAAGAUCAUCGGGGUGGUUGACCAGAUUCAGCAGACCCAGAAUGGGCUGGAGGCCCGGCAGGAGGCCAUGGAGAAAUCAGUGUCAACCAUCCACGGGGAGCUGGCUAAGUUGUCCAAGAACCACGUCGGCACAGCCAACACUGUCAACAAAAUGCUGGACAAGGUACGCAAGGUCAGUGUCAACGUCAAGACGGUGCGCAGCAACCUGGAGAAGCAGGCGGGCCAGAUCAAGAGGCUGGAGAGCAAUGAAAGCGAGCUGCUCAAGAGACGCAACUUCAAAGUCCUCAUCUACCAGGACCAAGUGAAGCCACCAAAGCCAUCCAAACCCAAGACAGGAGAGACGGUAGUCGAAGGCCAAGCUGUGGAGGGCCUCGAGCAGAUACCUGAGGGACAAGAGGGACGCCCAGAUAAUCUCAAUUCAGAUGAGGAGGUAGAGAUUGAGGAAAUUAUUGAGGAGUCUCGCACCAAGCGUCUCCAACGCACCACCAAGCAGCAAGUGGACAACAUCAAGAAAGCCUUCUCCAAAGAGAAAAUGGAGAAGACCAAAAAAAAGACAAAGGAGAACCUUGAGAAGACAAGACAGAAAACCCGUGACAACCUGGAGAAAACAAAGCACAGCCUGGAAAAGAAGAUGGGCAAGCUCGGGACCCGCAUGACCCCCAACAUGGAGCGCAGGGCGAAGCUCAAGAGCUCCAAAGACAAGAUGAAGAAGUCCCUCACCCCUGACCACACGGUCUACGCUCGUUCCAAGACCACUGUGUACCGCGUGCCCCCCUUCACCUUCCAUGUCAAGAAGAUCCGAGAAGGGCAGGAGGAGGUGGUGCAGAACACAGAGAUGGUGGAGGUGAAAGAGGCUGAGGGCCAGCCAGGGGGCGAGGAGAACGGGCUGGGUGGUGUGCAUGUGGAGGUGGAGGAAGGGGAGCUGGUGAGUGUAGACAGCCCAGAGAUGGAGACUCUGUUGGAGGUGACUGAGGACUCUCAGCUGGUCAUGGUGGAGCCAGACCACCACCUAAAGAAGGCCCAAAGCGAAUAGAGCCUCCCAGCUCUGCAGGGCUGUGAUGGGAGAGAUAAAAGGAUGAAGAGGGGAACGGAGUCUAAUCAUAAGGACACAAUGUUAGUCGUAGGGACUUACUAGACGUGAUCACAAUCUAUGACAUCUAACUUGUUUUCUGUUCUCUUUUUAUUAUACCCAACAGGGAUGACUUUCAUAUUUGCUCCUAUUUAGCAUACAAAUGAGAAAAACAAAAACAAAGCUAGCUUUUUUAAACAUGCUGCAGGCUGACUGGUUAUUCUAGACUUGUAUGUUCAGGCUAUUUGCUGUUUGUUGUUGGUGUGAUAAACUGAGUGGCUAUAAGAAUAAAAAAGAUAUAAAUAGUC
Molecule: messenger RNA, 1893 nt
Organism: Epinephelus lanceolatus (giant grouper)
Lineage: Eukaryota; Metazoa; Chordata; Actinopteri; Perciformes; Serranidae
Gene: cavin1a
Product: caveolae associated protein 1a
Biological process (GO): termination of RNA polymerase I transcription; transcription initiation at RNA polymerase I promoter
Cellular component (GO): cytoplasm; caveola
Molecular function (GO): rRNA primary transcript binding
Source: RefSeq, a predicted model, not a curated record